Molecule: messenger RNA, 8019 nt
Organism: Varanus komodoensis (Komodo dragon)
Lineage: Eukaryota; Metazoa; Chordata; Lepidosauria; Squamata; Varanidae
Product: mucin-5B-like
Exons: 49
Coding region: 1-8019 (2672 amino acids)
Cellular component (GO): extracellular matrix
Molecular function (GO): protein binding
Source: RefSeq, a predicted model, not a curated record
AUGGGGUUUGGUGGUGGGCUGAAGAUGCUGUUAUGGGCUGUUCUACUAAUGUUCUGCUGUAUCCAACACAAAGUUUCUUGCACAGAAGGAGUAUCUGGAAAGGUGACCAUUAUCCCACCAUUGCCAACAGCACCAGUUAUAAAAUCCUUCAACCCGGCUCACAAUGGGCAGGUCUGUAGCACCUGGGGCCACUUUCACUUCAAGACAUUUGAUGGGGACAUCUAUAAUUUCCCUGGGACCUGCAACUAUAUCUUUGCCUCACAUUGCAAAGCUGCAUUUGAGGACUUUAACAUCCAGAUCAGGCGUUCCGGGGUAGGAAGCGCUAUUGCUAUCAGCUAUAUCACCAUUCGGAUAAAUGGAGUGGACAUUAAACUGGAAAAGAAUCUCAUCUUGGUGAACAGUGAAAGGGUUGAGCUGCCUUACAGUGGAUCUGGAUUUAGCAUUGAGAAAUCUACCAUGUAUAUUGAAGUGACCGUCAAGCUGAGCCUAAGCUUAUGGUGGAAUGAAAAUGACAGCAUCAUGCUGGAACUGGAUAAAAAAUAUAGCAAUAUGACCUGUGGGCUUUGUGGUGAUUUUAAUGGUAUUCCCACUUACAAUGAAUUCUUUUCAAACGAUGUCCGCAUGACUCCCUUGCAGUUUGGGAAUACACAGAAACUAAAUGGACCCACGGAAGACUGUGAGGAUCCUGUAGUGCCCUCUCAGAACAACUGUACUUUUGUAACUAGUAUCUGCCAAGAGAUACUGAUUGGAUCUGCGUUCUCUCAAUGCAAUUCUGUGGUGGAGGUGAAUGACUACAUUGAGACCUGUGAACAUGAUUUGUGUCACUGUGACAAUCCUGAAAGAUUAUCCUGUGCCUGUAACACCCUUGCUGAAUACUCCCGGCAGUGUGCUCAUGCUGGCGGGCAGCCUCAGAACUGGAGAACAGAGACACUGUGCCCAAUGUCAUGCCCUUUCAACAUGCAAUAUCAAGAAUGUGGAUCACCCUGUGAGGACACUUGCACCAAUGCUGAAAGAUCUCAGCUCUGUGAAGACCACUGUGUAGAUGGCUGCUUCUGUCCACCAGAAACUGUGUAUGAUGACAUCAGUGGCUCGGGCUGCGUCCCCCAUGAGCAGUGCUCCUGCAUUCACAAUGGCAAAACUUACUCUCCAGGGGCAACUUAUUCAGACCACUGCACUUCCUGUUCCUGCACUGGAGGCCAGUGGAACUGCACAGAGUUCCCAUGUCCUGGCAUUUGCUCAGUAGAGGGUGGAUCACACCUCUCCACUUAUGAUGGAAAACGUUAUGAUGUCUUCGGAGACUGUACUUACGUUCUCUCUAAGCUUUGUGAAGAAGACACAUUUACUGUUCUUGGAGAGCUCCACAGAUGUGGCCUAACAGAGACUGAGACAUGCUUAAAGAUGGUAGCCCUUGAUAUCAACGGAGGCCAGACUAUCAUUGUGAUCAGCCCUAACGGUGAUGUAUUUUUUAACUGGCUCUAUACUCAGCUGCCUAUCUCAGCAGCUAAUGUAACCAUCUUCAAACCAUCAAAUUUCUUCCUUAUUGUGGACUCAAACUUUGGACUUCAACUAGUGAUCCAGCUCAUCCCCUUGAUGCAAUUGUAUAUUCAUCUGGAUCCAUCUUUCAAACAGAAGACCUGUGGCCUUUGUGGAAACUUUGACAACCGCCAGAGCAAUGACUUCAAAGCUGUAAGUGGAGUGGUAGAAGCAACAGCACCGGCAUUUGCCAACACUUGGAAAACUCAGGCUGCAUGUCCCAACAUCAAGCAAAAUUUUGAGGACCCGUGCACACUGAGCAUUGAAAAUGAAAAAUAUGCCCGUCACUGGUGUGGAUUGCUGAUUGCCUCUGAAGGACCUUUCGCCAAAUGCCACCCUUCAGUGAAUCCAGCUUCUUAUCAUAAGAAUUGCAUGUUUGACACGUGCAACUGCGAGAGGAGUGAGGACUGCAUGUGCGCAGCCCUAUCUGCAUAUGUCAGAGCCUGUGCAGCCAGAGGAGUGGAACUCCCAGGAUGGAGGACCAACGUCUGUUCAAAAUACACCACUUCGUGCCCCAGAUCCCUGAAUUACAGUUAUUCCAUCAGUUCCUGUCAAACCACUUGCCGAUCGCUGAGUGAACCUGAUGUCACCUGCAGUAUCAAAUUUGUCCCAGUUGAUGGAUGUGCAUGUGAAAGUGGAACCUACAUGGAUGAUUCUGGGGAAUGUGUGCCUGCUAACAAAUGCCCCUGUUAUUACAAAGGAACACCUGUACUCUCUGGUGAAGUUCUCCAUGACCACGGUGCUAUGUGCACUUGUAGCCAAGGAAAGUUGAACUGCAUUGGUAGUGGAGACUCAAAGCCAGUGUGUGCUGCCCCCAUGGUCUACUUUGACUGCAGAAACGCCAGCGCAGGCAGCACUGGAGCCGAAUGCCAGAAGAGCUGUCAGACUCUUGAUAUGCAUUGUUAUACCACACAGUGUAUCUCUGGCUGCAUGUGUCCCUCUGGGUUGGUUUCAGAUGGUAAAGGUGGCUGCAUUGCUAAGGAAGAGUGUCCAUGUAUUCACAACGAUGCCACUUAUAAGCCAGGAGAAAAGAUCAAAGUUGACUGUAACACCUGUGUAUGUAAGAACAGGAUGUGGGAAUGCACGAAGGACAAGUGCCUAGGUACCUGUGCUGUUUAUGGAGAUGGACACUAUAUCACCUUUGAUGACAAGCGUUAUAUUUUCAAUGGGAAGUGUGAAUAUACACUGCUGCAGAAUUACUGUGGACAGAACAGCUCUGCCCAAGGAACAUUCCGAAUAAUCACUGAAAACAUUCCCUGUGGCACAACUGGAACCACUUGUUCAAAAUCAAUUAAAGUGUUCUUUGAUAACUAUGAACUGAUACUCAGUGAGGAACACCAUGAAGUGGUACAAAGGAGUAAUGGGACCAGCCUCCCCUUCAGUAUUCGCAACAUGGGCAUCUUUUUGGUUAUUGAGACCAGAGAUGGGCUGAUCCUCUUAUGGGACAAGAAGACCAGCAUAUCUAUCAAAUUGAGCGCUCAUUUCAAGGGUCAUGUCUGUGGCUUAUGUGGGAACUAUGAUGGCAAUGGAAUUAAUGACUUUACAACCCGGAGUAAGUCUGUAGUAGGUGAUGUGCUAGAAUUUGGAAACAGUUGGAAGGUAUCUCCUACAUGCCCCGAUGCCAAAUGUGUAAAGGACCCCUGCUCCAAGAACCCUUACAGAAAGUCCUGGUCACAGAAGCAAUGCAGUAUCAUCAACAGCAAGGUCUUUGCUGCCUGCCAUUCUCAGGUGGAGCCAACUAAAUAUUAUGAAGCAUGUGUGAUUGAUGCCUGUGCUUGUGACACUGGAGGAGACUGUGAAUGUUUCUGUACAGCUGUGGCUGCCUAUGCCCAAGCAUGCAGUGAAUCUGGAGUGUGCAUCUCAUGGAGAUCACCAUCAGUCUGUCCAAUGUUCUGUGACUAUUACAAUACUGAAAGUGAAUGUGAUUGGCACUACAAGCCUUGUGGAGCACCAUGCAUGAAAACGUGUAGGAACCCCAGUGGGAGAUGCCUUUAUCAUUUACCGGGCUUGGAAGGCUGCUAUCCAUACUGUCCAGCAAAUAAGCCUUAUUUUAAUGAGGAUGAGAUGGAAUGUGUUGAUGUUUGUGGCUGUUACGAUGCACAGGGUAACUACCAUCCACCAGGGAAAACCUUUGACUCAGGAGAGACAUGCCAGUCAUGUGAAUGCACCAGUAAAGGCAUCGAGUGUAGCUAUGAUCCUAAAGCAUGCUACUGUUAUUAUGAAGGAAAGACCUAUAGCUACAAUGAGGUCAUCUACAACACCACAGAUGGUUUGGGCUGGUGUAUAAUUGCAGUCUGUGGUAUUAAUGGAACCAUCCAAAGGAAUAUCAACAAAUGUGCUGGAAUUGUAUCAACAACACCAUUUAUCUUUUCUACCACUACUCCAAGUACAGCAGAACCAACUAUACCAAGAUCAACAGGCUGUGUCCAUAGGGUGUGCUCUUGGACACAAUGGUAUGAUGUCAGUCACCCAAACUAUGGAACAAAUGAUGGGGACUAUGAAACACCAGAAAACAUAAGAGCCCAUGGAUAUGAUCUUUGUAAAAUGCCAGAUAAUGUAGAAUGCAGACCUCAGACGUCUCUUGAGGAAAAGCUGGAAUCCAUUAAUCAAACAUUAAAGUGCACCAAAGAAAGUGGCUUGAUCUGUAAUAACAGAGAACAGAACCCACCAAUCUGCUAUAAUUAUGAAAUCAGAUUCCUGUGUUGUCAAUAUACACCAUGCACAGAAACUACAAACACACCCACGACAAAAUUGAUGCAAACAUCAAGGGAAGCCACCACUACCAUUUGUCAGCCCAUCUGCCAGUGGACCCCGUGGUUUGAUACUAAGGAACCAACCAAUGCGACGGACGACGGGGACGUCGAGAACCUCGAAAGGAUUCGUGCUGCUGGAGGAGAGGUGUGCAACAGCCCACGAGACAUCGAGUGCCGGUCAGUGAAGUAUCCUGAUCUGGGCAUUUCUUUCUUGAAGCAGAACGUUGUGUGCAAUCUCGGCAUUGGCCUGCUGUGUAGGAACGUCGAACAGUCAGGGGACAUUCCCAUGUGCCUCAACUACAAGAUCAGAUUCUCCUGCUGCGAUGAUAGUCAUUGUCUCCCGACCACAACAGGGACAGGCCCAACAACGGCUGUCACCACAACUCGACCGAGAAGCACCCCAGGGGUGGUCACUACCCCACCAUUGUCCACGGGCUCAACGGCACCUCCCCCCAUGGAGACAACCACGAGGAGGUCCACAGUGGUAUCAACGACACCGGGGGAAACCACGGUGGUGUCAACGACACUGAGGGGAACCACGCAACAAGAGACCAGCACGACCAUAGCUCCUCCGCCAUCCACCGUCUCAGUCACUCCCACGAGAGGGGUGGGUACGACUUUCGUCAGUACCGGGACGGCCCCCAAAGUCUCCACCACGUCUCUGCCCUCCACCCCUGUACCCGGAUCACCGACAACGAUAGCAAUCACGGGCACUAUAGCACAGACUCCUGGGAUCAUAGUCAACACAACAAGCACUAUUGCUCCCUCCCCUUCCACAGCAUGGCAAGGUACUUCUACUGCGUGCCGUCCUAAGUGUGAGUGGACUCCUUGGUUCGAUACUCAUCAUCCCACCGAUGAUUUAGAUGAUGGUGACUUCGAAACCUAUGAACGGAUCCAUGCCGCUGGAGGAGAGGUGUGCGACAGCCCACUAGACAUCGAAUGCCGUUCUGAGGAGUACCCUGACAUCAAAAUUUCUCACCUGGGCCAGAAACUCGAGUGCGAUAUUGGCAUUGGGCUGAUCUGUAAGAACACAGAGCAGUCAGUGAAGAUCCCCACAUGCUACAAUUAUCAGGUCAGAUUCCAGUGCUGUGAUGACAGCCAUUGCCAUUCGACACCUCCCUCAAUUACAACAACCACGCAAGGGAGCACACGCCUUUCUACAACCCUCGGUGUUAGAACUGAACAACAAACAACUACAGUCCAUACCGCUCCACUUAUUUCAGUCACAAUACCAACCAUGAGUUCAGUCUCUCCUCAGUUUGUGUCGACUUCAACUUUUUCGAUAGCACCUAGUACAACAUCGAGUACUUCUACUAUACAUUCCACAAUAGGAACAGCUGCUGUCACUUUAAGUCAAACCACUCCAUGUUUCUGCCAUGUAUCUGGUGCUACUGAUUCUUUGUUUUCUCCUGGGGAACUAAUAUACAAUAAAACUGAUAGCUCUGGGUGCAGUUUUUAUGCAGUUUGCAACAAGCACUGUGAAGUUGAAAGGACCCAGGGACCAUGUCCUUCUACAACUUCCCGCCCAUCAACAUUAUCAGCUACAACUGCAGGAACAUCAUCUACUCAGAAACCCACAGUUUCUGCUCCCCCAACUGAACAAAGCACUUCUUUGCCUGUACCAACUGCAAGAACAACUCCUGUACCAGGUUGCCCCGAUGUUGAUCCACCUAGAAAGACAAAUGAAACAUGGAUGUUAAGCAACUGCUCUAUGGCAACUUGUGAAGGAAACAAUAGAAUUCAUGUAGUGUCUCAAACAUCAGCAGAAAAGAUAGAAUGUGCAAAUGGCAUCUCACCAAUAAUACUACACGAUAAGGAUGGCUGUCCGCGCUAUGAGUGUGAAUGUAUUUGCACAGGUUGGGACAACUCUAACUAUAAGACCUUUGAUGGCACUUCUUACACAUUCAGUGGCAAUUGCACUUAUGUCCUAGUGAAAGAGAUUGUGAAUAAACAUGGCAACUUCAGUGUUUUGGUUAAUAAUUACCUCUGUGAUACAGCUAAUAAUCAGUCCUGCUCCAGAUCUAUCAUUGUAAAUUACAACUCAGUAGAAGUAGUGCUAAGCAGUCAAAUAAAGAACGGAGUGAAAGAUAACCAGAUUCUUUUCAACAAUGAACCAGUCAGUGGCAGUUUCACCAAGGAUGGCAUUCUGGUUAUCAGUGGACAUGGUUACAUGGCUGUUGAAAUCCUUGCCAUCCAGGCUUCCAUUUUCUUCAAUGGGCAUGGCUUUACCAUAAAACUCCCAUUUGGGCUGUUUGAAUACAACACAGAAGGGCAAUGUGGGCUGUGUUCAAAUGAUCGGUCGGAUGAUUGCCGCUUGCCUAGUGGUCAUGAAGCCUCCUCGUGUGCAGACAUGGCUACCCACUGGAAGAUUAAUGAUCCAAAAGAUGGUUCCUGUGAAGAGCCCCCACUGGUCCCACCAACCCUCUGCCCUACUCCCAACCCUCUGUGUGAACUGAUUUUGAGCAGUCUCUUUGAAGAAUGUCAUAAAAUUCUGCCUCCAAAAACAUUCUAUGACAACUGCCUCCUGGAAGCUUGUGACAAUUCCAGCAAUACCCUGAAUUGUGACUACAUACAGACAUAUGCUUCGCUCUGCACAGCUAAAGGUGUUUGUAUUGACUGGAGGAACAGAACCCAGGGAAAAUGCUCAUAUGAUUGCCCCGAAGGCAAGGUGUACGAUGCAUGUGGUCCUAGUCAGCCUGCCACCUGUGACAAUGGACAAAAGGAUAUUAGUGAGCAUGUAGCUGAAGGAUGCUUUUGCCCAAAGGAAAAGAUCCUGUUCAACUCCUACACAGACAUGUGUGUUCCAGAAUGUGGUUGUGUGGGACCAGAUGGAUUGCCCAAAGCACCUGGAACCAAAUGGAAGAGCAACUGCAACGAGUGUCUCUGUGACCCACUGUCUCUCAGUGUGCAGUGCAAGCCACAGACUUGCGGGAAACCAGAGCGACCGGUUUGUGAGAAAGAAGGGUUCAUGGCUCUCCCUGUGCCGAAACCAGAAGAUCCGUGCUGUCCAGAGAUUCGGUGCAUAUGCAAUACUAGUGCCUGCUCCAAUGAGAAGAAAUCAUGUGAACCUGGGUACAGGUUAGCCGCUGUCCUGUUUGAAGGAGACUGCUGUGUCACUUUCUUUUGUGAACAAAUCCCAGACAUCUGUGUGGUCAAUGGAACACUUUACACAUCUGGAAUGACCAUUCCUAGCAAUUCUUGUGAAACGUGCACCUGCAGCUCAAAAUUAGAUGCAGCAUCAAAGAAAAUUUGGUUUGUGGAAUGCAAACCAAUUGCAUGCAAUGAAACCUGUCCAGAGGGUUACCAGUACCAGGUAAAGGCUGGAGAGUGUUGUGGAACCUGUGUCCAGGUGGCUUGCAUAAUUCAACUCAAUGGCACCACCGAAGUGUUCAAGGACGCGGUUGAAAAAACUCCUGAUGGCUGCUGUACAGUAUGCAAACCGCCAGAAAAUUGCCAGGUUCGAAAGAAUCACACUUUUAUCCAUCAAAAUGAGUGCAUAUCUUCUGAUCUUGUAGAACUGUCCUACUGUGAAGGAGCCUGUCCCAGUUCUUCAGUGUAUUCCACUGAGACAAAAGCAAUGCAGCUCAACUGUAGCUGCUGCCAGGAACUCAAGAGCCACAGGAGAGAGGUGACCUUGACAUGCCAGGAUGGCAAAAGCAUCAAUUAUGACUAUAUCUACGUGGAGAAGUGUCAGUGUGGGAUUGCAUGCACCCCGCAAAGCACAGUUAUCUAG